AUGCCCUCAUCUAGUGGGAACACUCCUCUCAUGCUAGCUAUCCGACUUGACAAAGUGACCGCCGCAGCAUGGUUGAGCAAACACAGCAACCUCGAAGUUCCCAAUCCAUCAAACGGACUGACAGCCCCCGAGCUUGCGGCGAAAUCCCAUACAUGGGAGAGUGUUCUCAUAUUUAAAGAAAUCAUGGGCAACAUCGCUAUGAAUGAGAAAGGAGGCCGGGAUCUCACUAAGCGAGUCCUACGUGCGAUCCUGGAUGGUCUACGCACCGAGGAGAAGGCGCCGGAUACAGAAGCUAAGGCUAGACAAAGGAUGCAAAGAGUUAGACCAGCAUCUCAAGAACUACCAGGAGAAUUCUCAUGCUUCGCGUUUGUAUGCUCUUGA
Molecule: messenger RNA, 381 nt
Organism: Penicillium diatomitis
Lineage: Eukaryota; Fungi; Ascomycota; Eurotiomycetes; Eurotiales; Aspergillaceae
Exons: 1
Coding region: 1-381 (126 amino acids)
Source: RefSeq, a predicted model, not a curated record